UCCUGAUGCCAGUAUUCUCCAUCCACGUGCAUCACUUCAUCUGCGAGAUCGUGCGUUUCAGUGGCAUGAUCGUUCUUUACUAUCGACUCACGGAAAGUGCAUUAAGUGCAUUGACUCGCACGCAUCCCGUGCUGAUGUGUUUGAACGCCCUAAUUCCGCUAAGACCUCGUCAAAGGAUCGAAUACAGGUACAGCGAUGUACUCGUGGAAACCGACGAACCUGAAGCGCAAACAGAGUUCUUCUCGCUGUUCAUAACGACGCCAAGGUUGGCAAUGGUGCCGAAGCUGAUCAUCGAUUCAAAGGUGGUCGUAGUGGGUGCCUCUGACUGUGGCGUCGCGUUCCUCGAACAGCUGGCUUUUGGGUAA
Eufriesea mexicana is the source of this 365-nucleotide messenger RNA. Its product is annotated as cilia- and flagella-associated protein 61-like. The record is from RefSeq and is a predicted model, not a curated record. Lineage: Eukaryota; Metazoa; Arthropoda; Insecta; Hymenoptera; Apidae. The transcript has 2 exons. Bases 6 to 365 code for a protein of 119 amino acids.